Oreochromis aureus is the source of this 1899-nucleotide messenger RNA. RefSeq lists its product as uncharacterized. Bases 43 to 1014 code for a protein of 323 amino acids. Gene Ontology annotation, biological process: response to bacterium. The record is from RefSeq and is a predicted model, not a curated record. Lineage: Eukaryota; Metazoa; Chordata; Actinopteri; Cichliformes; Cichlidae. The transcript is spliced from 5 exons.
GCUUGGAUAAAUGUAAAGGAUUGACUUUAUUUUUCAGAAUGCAUGGAUGACCAAAGCUUUGUAACAAAAAAUGUUCAUCCUGGAGAAGAUGUGACUCUGACGUGUAGUCGCCGGUCUAACUUGUCAGGAUUACUUUUUUGGAUCCGAGUUGUUGCUGGAAAUCUGCCUGAAGUCUUAGGGGCGACCUACACUUUUGAUCAUGCCACUGUUAACAAAACUCCUCGUAUUACAACAAAGCAGGGAACAGGAACAUUUGUUCUCCAUAUAAUUCAAACACAGCUCAAUGACACUGCCUUCUAUUACUGUAAAGAAGUGAUUGAACUCAAAACAACACAGUGGAAUAUUACUUUCCUAAGAGUCAAAGGACCAGAACCUGACAUCCCCGUUGUCAUUCAAGAGUUGCCAUCAGCUCCGAUAUAUCCAGGAGACUCAGUAACUCUACAGUGUUCAGUCCUCUCUGACCUGCAGAAGAAUACAUGUCCAGAGGAUGUGUACUGGUUCAGAGCAGGAAUGAAUGAAACAUAUCCCAGUGUGAUUUACGUUCAUAGAAGCAGUGGUGAUGAAUGUGAGAGGCAGUCUGAUGUUUAUUCUCCUCGAAAAUGUGUCUACAACUUCUCAAAGAACAAGAUCAGCUCUUCUGAUUCUGGAAACUACUAUUGUGCUGUGGCAACAUGUGGACAUAUCAUUUUUGGGAAUGGAGCAAAAUUGAAUAUUGAAAACACCAUUUUUUCAUUUGGUGAUUCUCAGGUGGUCAACACAGUUGUGUUUCUUUUGUGUGUUGUUUUGGCAAUAAGUUUGAUGGUUAUAGCCUUACUGAGCUAUAUGAUCAACAAAAAGGCAUACAAUGUCUCAAAUGGUGCUGUAGCAGUGCAACUGAAUUAUACCAUGAACACUAGUAAUCAACUAAAUCAGAAGAUCUCACAGGAUACAGGGCUUCAUACUGUGGUUGUGUUCAGGUUGACUAAGACAGCCAUGAUGAUGGAAAGAGAUAUACAAGUACAGCCUAAUGACUAAACCUGUAUGUUGCCCCGACCCUAUGGUGGAUUUGGAUGAAUUUUAGAAAUUUUUGUCUGUAGGAUCAGUGUGUCAAGUGCCUGAUGAUCCUCAACUGCGAUUUCCAUAUCUAUGUUUAAAUGAAAAAUGUGUACAUUAAUCAGUUGUAGAAUCAUUUUUGCUUCAUUGUAAUAGUUGUUUUUAAAUGUAAAAAGUACAUUUUAAAACUGAUAACAAAGUUCUUUAUAAUCUUGGCAAUAUUGAAUAGUUUGUGUGACAAUUGGCAAAACCACAUGCAGCAGCUUCACUGUGACUAACCAUCAACAACAAGAUGUUAUUAGGAUUUAAGGUAAGAAGUGUAAGAACCACAAGAGGCCCGUGCAGUCUCGGGUUUAACCAUGUUUGUGUGUUUGCUGUGCAUUCUGUUGUCAGUCAAAACUCUUGACAACUUGCAAGUGUUUGCUUUCAGAUCUUAUGCAAAUCUUUGACAUAGGAUCUCCCACUUAGCUACAUUGCAUAUGUAGGCUGUUGCAAGUACAGGCAGAAAAACCAGGGCAGCUUCAUCGUAUUUUGCCCAGAGCCCUGGUUCCCCUACUAUCGAUUACCACUCUGUUCUGUAUUAUCUGGAAUUCAGCUGGUAUACUGACAGAACAGGAACUCAUAUGAUUUUUAACACCAUAGGAGCAGUGUGAAAAGAUAAUUAUGCCCCUUGUCAGAGGUAUCUUAGUGGAAGUGUUACCCAUGGCAAAGCAUUCACAAUAUAAUAAAAAACAUAAUGGCCAGGUCUCAGUGUUUGAAACAGCUCUCUGCCACAUAAAGGUUUUUGUGACUGUUGGCUAUGUUAACAUGCAAAGGUUUGUGUGAAAAAUUGGUGAUGGGUUUUUAAAAAAUACAAUAUGCUGGAAG